This is a messenger RNA of Cladophialophora yegresii CBS 114405, 1032 nucleotides long. RefSeq lists its product as uncharacterized. The transcript has 3 exons. Gene Ontology annotation, molecular function: dioxygenase activity. The record is from RefSeq and is a predicted model, not a curated record. The coding region runs from base 1 to 1032 and encodes 343 amino acids. Lineage: Eukaryota; Fungi; Ascomycota; Eurotiomycetes; Chaetothyriales; Herpotrichiellaceae.
AUGGGCUCCCUAGGCGACGUGACAGAGCGGAUCUCCGAGCUCGUAAACCCCAAAUGGGGCCAAAAAGCAGAUGCCAACGAGGAAUUAGUCGACUCGGCCCUCAAGGUCAAUACCAAGCCCCUAUGGGCGCAAAUGGCGAAACUCAACCCCCCAGCGCCAAACCCCAAGUGCGUGCCCUUCAUCUGGCGCUACGAUGAAGUCAAACCGACCCUCCUGCGCGCGGGAGAGGUCGUAUCCGAACAGCAGGCCGAACGAAGGGUGCUCAUGCUAGUGAAUCCCGCUCGAGAUGCCCCCUUCACAACCGACACACUCUACGCGGGCCUCCAGCUCGUGAUGCCCAACGAGACGGCCCGCGCGCACCGCCACACGGCCUUCGCCAUGCGCUUCAUCAUCGAGGGCCAAGGCGGCUUCACGGCCGUGCACGGCAAGCGCAUUGGCAUGCAGCGUGGCGACGUCAUCCUCACGCCGACUUGGAACUGGCAUGACCACGGCAAGGACGGCUCUGGCCCCAUGAUCUGGCUCGACGGCCUCGACCUGCCCAACUUCCAGCACUUCCCCGUGCACUUCGUCGAGCACUUCGCCCAGCCGCGCUACCCGGCCGACGACGUCGACUCGACCACCAGCCCUAUCGUCUUCCCCUGGUCCGCCAUGCAGGCCAAGCUGGAUGCUCAACCCGGAGACUGGGCCUCGGAGGAUUACCUCAAGGCGGAUGGACGCGAGGUAUCUCGCAUCCUGGGCGGUUCCGCCGAACGUCUAAACCCCGGUGCCACGUCGCCUGCCGUCCGCGAGACCGCGUCGUCGGUCUACCAUGUCGUGAGCGGCCACGGACACAGCGACAUCAACGGCCAGCGCAUCGCCUGGAAGCAGGGCGACACGUUCUGCAUCCCCUCGUGGAAUCAGUACCAGCAUACAGCUGCGGACGGGUUAUCCGAGCCGGUCUAUCUGUACAAGUUCCAUGAUAAGCCCAUGUUGAAGGCACUGGGCUUUUAUCGUGUCGAGGGCGUCGACGUUGAGACGCUGGUGUCAAAUUAG